Prunus armeniaca (apricot) is the source of this 2673-nucleotide messenger RNA. NCBI's taxonomy places the organism in Eukaryota, Viridiplantae, Streptophyta, Magnoliopsida, Rosales, Rosaceae. The record is from the annotation of a GenBank genome assembly.
AUGCACAUCAAUGCUCGAGAUCAUAUUUCUGCAGCUGGGGUUUCUUUUGAGGAUGAUGAUAUUGUGAUCUUGGCUCUCAAUGGUCUUCCUUCUGACUAUAAUACAUUUCGGUGCAUGGUUCGAGGCAGGGAAAAUGUGCUAUCUCUUAAAGAUUUUCGAUCUCAAUUGAUUGCUGAAGAAGCUACUCUUGAACAAACUAACUCUGCAUCUCCUUUUGUCUCUGCAAUGAUGGCUCAAAAUCAGACAUUUCAAGGCAAGGCUCUUGUUCUUGAUGAAGGUAUCUCCAAUUCUCAGCCUCAAGGUUAUCCUUUUGGCUCUAAGUCUGCUUCAUCUUCUCAUUUUCCCUCUGGUUUCAAUGGGGUUUUAAUGGUAACCAUGCUGGUUUCAAUGGUUCCAAUAAUGGUUUCAAUGGUCACAACACUGGUGGUUACUCUAUCAAUCGUGGGUCUCAUUUUAAGGGUCGAGGCAGAGGUCGCAGUCAUUAUCAAUAUGGUCCACGCCCUUAUCAAGUUCAGCCUACUUCUAGCCCUGGUAGCUGAUACUGGAGCAACAACUCAUAUGACUUCUGACUUGUCUCAACUCAGUUUGGCUACUCCUUUCUCAGGGUCUGAUACUAUCACUACUACAGGGGGUUCAGGUUUGAGCAUUUCUAAUAUUGGUUCUUCCAUUUUGGAUGUUCCACUGUGUUCUUUACAAUUAAAGCAGGACAAGAUCACGGGGAGUGUUCUUCUCAAGGGACUGUGUAGAGCUGGCUUGUAUCCUAUUCCUUUCUCCCUUCCACAAUCCAAUCUUCAACAAGCAUCCUCUUUUCACAAGAAUCAUUUUUGUUAUCUUGGCCAACGGGUCAAUACAAGUCUCUGGCACAAACGUUUAGGUCAUCCCUCCAACACAAUCACUUCAGCUCUCUUACGUCAAUAUAAGGGGUAUAUCUGUUUCUCCCUCCAAACGAAUAGGUUCUUUGUGACUCGCCAUGUCAUUUUUGAUGAAACUAUGUUUCCUUACACCUCUGUGCAUGCCGUAUCUAUUCCUCCAUCUCAGUCUCCAACUACUUCUUCUCAACCAUUAAUUUCCUUGCAUAACACUAUUUUGUCACCUGUAUCUUCUCUUCAUGUUUCCUCUUCUUCUUCAUCCACCUCUACAGCCACUGAAUCUUUGAAUACACUGCUUCCUAGUGCUUCAGAAUGUUUGCUCUCAACCUCCCAGAAUAUGCCAAUUUUAGAAUCUGCUACACAAUCUCCUCUCCCUGUGGAUCCUGAUUUUCAGCCUGAGACUCUUUGUGUAGUCUUACCUCUUCUAGUUGUAAAUCUUCAUCCUAUGACCACCAUGUCUAAGAAUGGUAUUUCCAAAAGGAAGGCUUAUUCUGCUUCUGUACAGCCUGUUGAUUACUCUCAGGUUGAACCUAGUUCUUUCAAGGCUACUUCUAGCAAUGGUUCUAUAGCUAGGCAUAAGGCUUGUUUGGCUGCUAAGGGAUUUAGUCAAGAGGAAGGUAUUGACUAUAGUGAAACCUUCAGCCCUGUAGUGAAACAUACCACUGAAGAGGUUUACAUGACUCAACCCCAAGGCUUUGAGAGCAAACUUCAUCCUUCUGACUUUGUUUAUCCAUCUCUCUUUGUUCAGCAGUCUUCUCUUGGCACUGUGAUCUUACUCCUCUACGUAGAUGAUAUCAUCCUUACAGGCAGUCAUUCCUCUCUUUUUACAUCAGUUAUUGCAGCUUUGACUCAAGAAUUUGAUAUGAAUGACUUGGGGCAGUUGAAUUAUUUUCUGGGGUUGCAAAUUUCAUAUCAGUCCACUGGUUUAUUUGUGACUCAGACUAAGUAUAUCAAGGAAUUACUUGAUAAAGUUGAUUUACAGGAUUCAAAACCAUGUGCUACUCCUUGUCUUCCCUAUCACAUAUUACUUAAGGAUGAUGGAAAGCCUUAUUCUCAUCCAAAACAACACAGGAGUAUUGUUGGAGCUCUGCAGUACCUCACAUUCACAAGGCCUGACAUUGCAUUCUCAGUGAAUCAAGCUUGUCAAUUCAUGCAUAAUCCCAUGGAAUCUUAUGUUGUGGCGGUUAAGAGAAUCUUGAGGUAUUUGAAAGGUACUCUUGAUUUUGGAAUUCAUUUUCAGCCUGGUAUUCUUAAUCUGCAGGCUUACAGUGAUGUUGAUUGGGCUGGUGAUCCUAAUGAUCGCCGAUCUGUCUCAGGAUAUAUUGUUUACUUAGGGUCUAGUCCUAUUUCUUGGGCUUCUAAGAAACAACAUAUUGUAUCUCGUUCAUCUACUGGGGCAGAAUAUAGGGCCCUUGCUAUUGCAGCUACUGAGCUUGCCUGGAUUCGCCAAUUAUUCUGUGAUCUUCGUGUGUCUUUACAUAUCCCUCCUUUAAUCCAUUGUGACAAUAUCUCUGCCAUUUCUCUUGCUUCCAAUCCAGUAUUCCAUUCCCGAAUGAAGCAUCUGCAGAUUGAUUACCAUUUUGUCAAAGAGCGAGUUAUUAGAGGUGUUUUGCUUGUUCAACAUGUCUCUUUUGCAGACCAGUUUGCUGAUAUUCUCACUAAAGGUCUUUCUACUCCUUUGUUCCAGCACCAGUGUUCCAAUCUUAUGCUUGGCUCCUCCAAGCCUGCGAUUGAGGGGGAAUGUAAAGAUAUCAAUGGUCCUAGUCUUGCCACAUGUCAUAAGAUUAAAGAGUCAAGUGGUUAA